This is a messenger RNA of Strongylocentrotus purpuratus (purple sea urchin), 549 nucleotides long. Its product is annotated as chymotrypsin-like elastase family member 2A. The record is from RefSeq and is a predicted model, not a curated record. Gene Ontology annotation, molecular function: serine-type endopeptidase activity. Lineage: Eukaryota; Metazoa; Echinodermata; Echinoidea; Camarodonta; Strongylocentrotidae. The transcript has 3 exons. Gene Ontology annotation, biological process: proteolysis. The coding region runs from base 1 to 549 and encodes 182 amino acids.
AUGUCCCUUCCUUUUCCCGUCGUUGUGCCACUGACUUGCGACUUUAUCCCUCCCCCAGAUCUUUUGGGUACCAACAUAUGCGGGACACGCCCUGCAUACGCACCAGACCAAUACAGGGUUCUUGGUGGUACCAACGCACGCCAAGGGGAAUUCCCUUGGAUUGGUUCACUCCGCAUCGAAGGAUUGGAUUUUGGAGGACAUUGGUGUGGGUCUACCCUGAUCAACUCUCAAUGGGUUCUUACCGCCGCUCACUGUGUUGAAUACUACGUCGAUCGUGUGGUUUUUGGGAACGCACAUUUGACGGAUGACUCCGACAACGAGGUAGCGGUUGAGGUGGCUGAUAUUUUUGUCCAUCCCGAGUACGACACCAAUUGGUUCUUCAACGACAUCGCUCUGAUACGACUUGCUGAACCGGUGACAUUCAGUGAUUACGUUAGACCCGCGUGUCUCUCGGAAUCCUCGGAUGAACUCAAGGACUAUCGUCGCUGCUUAGUCGCUGGAUGGGAAACAUUGACAUUGUAUAGCCGACAAUUUGGACACACUGACUAA